AGAACAGACAAAUCUAAACCAUUUAUGCGGUCCUUUAAGGGAACAGUUCCACCUUUGCUGUUGGUUUAAUCUCUAACUGAAGUCACAGGAAGAUUAAACUGAAGUCUGGUGUUUCAAUAUGAUAAGGACCUCAAAUGUGUUUCUCUGCAACAGGCUUGCUCAACUUAGACACACACACACACACACACACACACACACACACACAAACACAAACACCGUUAUUUUGGGACUACAUCUCCCAUAAUCCCCAGCUAGUAGUCAAUAGCCAGGGAUUAUGGGAAUUGUAGGCCAGCAUCUGCAGAAGGGCCAAAGCUGAGCAACCCUGCUCUACAACCACACCAAAUAGAUGAAGACAGACUAGAUGCAGCUAAAUCCAGACAAGAAGAAAAUGAGAUUGUAUAGGGCCCCUAGGUAUCUACGCCAACUGAGGUUGCCCAACGUUUCUUCAUCUCUCCACCCAUAUCAGCUGCUUGCUCGACUUGAGGGCAGAAGUUCUCUGAAAAAUCUUGAGCCUUGUCUUUUUGCUGAUGAAGGAUAUCCCAUUCAUGGAGAUGUUGUUGAAUUCCAUGGUCCAGAAGGAACAGGAAAAACAGAAAUGCUCUAUCAUCUUGUUGCUCGCUGCAUUCUUCCAAAAUCAGAAGGUGGCUUGGAGAUGGGUCUGCUUUUUAUCGAUACAGACUUUCAUUUUAACAUGCUGCGUUUAGUGACCAUUCUGGAACGCAGAUUGUCCCAAGGCACAGAAGAGAUGAUAAAGCAGUGUCUGGGGAGAUUUUUUCUUGUCACCUGCAAUAGCAGCUCUCAGCUGCUUCUCACCCUUUACACUCUGGAAAACAUGUUUUGCUCCCAUCCAUCCCUCUGCCUUUUGAUUAUUGACAGUAUAUCAGCCUUUUAUUGGAUUGACAGAGUCAAUGGAGGGGAGAACCUUAGCCUGCAGGAAGCAAACCUAAAGAGAUGUGCUCAGUGUCUAGAGAAGCUUGUAAAAGAGCAUCACUUGGUUUUGAUUGCAACAACUCAAACAAUCAUGCAGAAAUCCUUGAAUUUUGAUGAAGCUUCUGGAAAACACCAGAAGGAAACAGAUAGGGACUACCGGCCUUACCUCUGUAAGUCAUGGCAACAGCUGGUAACCCAUCGGAUCUUUUUCUCCAAACAGUGCAGCGCGGACAGCACCAAAGGAUUUUCCAUUACUGCUUGUCAUAUCCGAAAUAACAAUGUUGUAAAACGCUCAUUCAGCAUUACAGAAUGUGGAAUCCAGUUUUAAUAAUGGACUGCUUUAAAAAAAAUGUGGACAAAAUUUUGAUACUUUACAGUUUGAAUUUAAAUGUCAUUUUAAAAAAACAAACUUUUAAAUUUUUGUACAAAUGUUUCCUACCAUGUAAUAAAAGUGAAGAGUAUGUUGCUUA
This is a messenger RNA of Hemicordylus capensis (graceful crag lizard), 1400 nucleotides long. It is a transcript of the gene XRCC2, whose product is annotated as X-ray repair cross complementing 2. The coding region runs from base 362 to 1258 and encodes 298 amino acids. The record is from RefSeq and is a predicted model, not a curated record. Gene Ontology annotation, biological process: double-strand break repair via homologous recombination; DNA strand invasion. Gene Ontology annotation, cellular component: replication fork; centrosome; Rad51B-Rad51C-Rad51D-XRCC2 complex. The transcript has 3 exons. Gene Ontology annotation, molecular function: four-way junction DNA binding; ATP-dependent DNA damage sensor activity; ATP binding. Lineage: Eukaryota; Metazoa; Chordata; Lepidosauria; Squamata; Cordylidae.